UCAUAGAAUUUUAUUGAGAGAAAAACUUUGCGUGUCUUCAAUCCUUUCCUUUAACAGGCUGUUCAGUCAGAAAGGACUCGGCUGGAUGUAAUUAAAUUUAAUUUCAAUUUUGGAAAUUUUUAUUCCUACUUCAAUUGUGAGGACAUUCUAAAAAACAAAAAUGUCUAGAAGAAAAAAUCAAGAAGAAAGUGACAAACUUACUCGUAUUGCUAUCGUCAAUGCUGAUAAGUGUAAGCCUAAAAGAUGUAGGCAGGAAUGUAAAAAAUCUUGUCCAGUUGUUCGAAUGGGAAAAUUAUGUAUCGAAGUUUUACCUAAUAGUAAAAUAGCGUCAAUUUCGGAAGAGUUGUGCAUUGGUUGCGGUAUAUGUGUUAAAAAAUGUCCAUUUGAAGCUAUUACAAUUAUUAAUCUUCCAAGUAAUUUGGAACGAGACACAACUCAUCGAUAUGGCAAAAAUUCAUUCAAAUUGCAUAGAUUACCUAUCCCUCGACCUGGAGAAGUUUUAGGACUUGUAGGUACCAAUGGAAUUGGCAAAUCCACUGCUUUGAAGAUAUUAGCUGGAAAACAAAAACCUAAUCUUGGGAAGUAUAUGGAACCUCCAGACUGGACAGAGAUUCUGAGUCAUUUUAGGGGUAGUGAACUCCAAAAUUAUUUCACUAAAAUUUUGGAAGAUGAUCUAAAAGCUCUGAUUAAACCACAAUAUGUAGAUCAGAUUCCAAAAGCUGUUAAGGGUACUGUUGGCCAAUUAUUAGCACGAAAAAGUGAAAUGAAUAAUCAGGAACAAAUUUGUCGAAUGUUGGAUUUGUCUCACAUCCAAGAGAGAGAAAUAGCAGCAUUAUCUGGAGGGGAAUUGCAACGUUUUGCAUGUGCAAUGGUGUGCAUCCAAAAUGGGGAUAUUUUCAUGUUUGAUGAACCAUCUUCUUACUUGGAUGUCAAACAACGUUUGAAUGCUGCUUUAACAAUUAGGUCCCUUAUUCAUCCUGAUAAGUUCAUUAUUGUAGUAGAGCACGAUUUGAGUGUCCUCGAUUACUUAUCUGAUUUCAUUUGUUGUCUGUACGGAGUGCCAGGUGCAUAUGGUGUAGUAACUAUGCCUUUUUCAGUAAGGGAAGGUAUUAAUAUUUUCCUUGAUGGUUUUGUACCAACUGAGAACUUAAGAUUCAGAGAUGAAUCAUUGGUAUUUAAAGUUGCUGAAUCUGCAAAUGAAGAAGAGGUUAAACGUAUGAACCAUUAUGAAUAUCCUGCUAUGAAGAAGACCAUGGGAAAUUUUAAAUUAGAGGUCCUCAAGGGUCAGUUUUCAGAUUCCGAAAUUUUAGUUUUGCUUGGUGAAAAUGGUACUGGCAAAACAACUUUCAUCAGGAUGUUGGCUGGUAACCUUGAACCAGAUACUGGCUCAGCUGAUUUGCCACAGCUGCAUAUUAGCUACAAGCCUCAAAAAAUCAGUCCUAAAUCUCAGGGAUUAGUAAGGCAGUUACUUCAUGAGAAAAUCAGAGAUGCUUACGUACAUCCACAGUUCAUUACUGAUGUGAUGAAACCUCUUAAAAUUGAAGAUAUUAUCGACCAAGAAGUUCAGAAUUUAUCAGGAGGAGAAUUGCAAAGAGUUGCAAUGACUCUUUGUUUGGGUAAACCAGCUGAUGUUUAUUUAAUUGACGAACCUAGUGCUUAUUUGGACUCAGAGCAGCGUUUGGUUGCCGCCAAAGUUAUAAAAAGAUUCAUACUUCAUGCUAAGAAAACUGGCUUUGUAGUAGAGCACGAUUUCAUUAUGGCAACCUAUUUGGCAGACAGAGUAAUUGUCUUUGAAGGAAGGCCAUCAGUUGAUACCACUGCCCAUUCCCCACAAACUCUCUUAGCUGGAAUGAAUAAGUUCUUGGAGUUGUUGGGCAUCACUUUCAGAAGGGAUCCUAACAAUUUCCGACCCAGAAUCAAUAAAUUGGAAUCAGUGAAGGAUUGUGAACAAAAACGUUCGGGACAGUAUUUCUUUUUGGAAGAUUAAAUUUCUUUAAUUGUAUGUCCUUGCAUUUAUAUGCGAAUACAUUGAUAAAUAAUCAUAACUAUGGUGCAUUUUUGGUUGUACUCCUUUCCAUUUGUCUUAAUAUAAUAUGGAAGUUGA
This is a messenger RNA of Harmonia axyridis, 2104 nucleotides long. RefSeq names its product protein Pixie (gene pix). The coding region runs from base 161 to 1987 and encodes 608 amino acids. Gene Ontology annotation, biological process: translational termination; ribosomal subunit export from nucleus; translational initiation. The record is from RefSeq and is a predicted model, not a curated record. The transcript is spliced from 10 exons. NCBI's taxonomy places the organism in Eukaryota, Metazoa, Arthropoda, Insecta, Coleoptera, Coccinellidae. Gene Ontology annotation, molecular function: iron ion binding; ribosomal small subunit binding; ATP hydrolysis activity.